Molecule: messenger RNA, 1677 nt
Organism: Cajanus cajan (pigeon pea)
Lineage: Eukaryota; Viridiplantae; Streptophyta; Magnoliopsida; Fabales; Fabaceae
Source: RefSeq, a predicted model, not a curated record
UGAAAAGCUGAAAUAAUCUUUCAGGAAGGUGUUUGUUUGUCUAUAAAUAAAUCCACUUUGAUACUGCCUAUCUUCAGACAGUGCCUUGCACUAUAGGGUCUUCUUGGCUGUGUGUUUGUUAUCACCAUGGGAUUUAUUUCUCCAGGUUUGCUUUUUCUAUUGGCAAUACUUGUGCUGAUAUUAGGCACACCAUGCUCAAGUGUCUUUGGGAAGAUUGAAAGUAAUGUGAAAUCAGCUGUUUUUCUGUCUCCCAAGUUUGAACUUGGACCUGGAUCGGUUGCCAAUAAAUUUUAUUAUGAUGUUGAUUUUCCAAGGGGUCAUAUUGCACUUAAGAGUUUCAACGCUGAAGUAGUUGAUGAAGCAGGAAACCCUGUACCUCUCCAUGAAACCUAUCUCCACCACUGGCUUCUUGUAAAAUACUAUCAACCUAAAUAUUUGACAACACACACACACUCUAGGUAUGAUGACCAUGGGAUACUUCACGACUCUGACUUUAUAAUGGCGAGGAACAGUGGUAUAUGCCAGAGAAAUAUUCUUGGACAAUACUAUGGCCUUGGAUCUGAAACGCGAGGAACAACUACUGAUGUUCCAGAUCCUUUUGGGAUAGUUCUAGGUAAUCCUGCUGACAUUCCAGAGGGGUAUGAAGAGAAGUGGAUUAUCAAUGUCCAUGCCAUUGAUACUCGAGGUGUAGUGGAUAGGAUGGGGUGCACAGAGUGCAAGUGUGGCCUUUACAAUGUUACAAAGGAUCAAUAUGGGAGGCCUCUAAGGCCAGACUAUAAAGGAGGUUCGUUGUGUUGCUAUGAUCAAACUCAGUGCAGAUUGAGGGAAGACUUUGAGGGCCCAAAGAGGAGUCUCUACCUAAGAUACACAGUAAAGUGGGUUGAUUGGGACAAGUUCAUUGUUCCUGUUAAGAUUUAUAUACUAGAUGUGACCGAUACUUUAAAAAUAUCAGAUGAUUCUAAAGGGUUGAUCCCAGAGCAUGAUUGCCGAGUUGAGUAUGAUGUUGAAUCUUGCAGCACUAACCACAAGAAUAAUGGCUGUCUUGAUGUAAUGAGGACAACGUUCCCAAUGCAAAAGGGUGGUUAUGUUGUCUAUGGUGUUGCCCAUCAGCAUUCAGGUGGCAUUGGAUCAACUCUAUAUGGACAGGAUGGAAGAGUUAUAUGUUCUUCAAUACCAAGUUAUGGAAAGGGAAAGGAAGCAGGAAAUGAGGCAGGCUACAUUGUUGGAAUGUCCACUUGUUAUCCUCGACCAGGUUCUGUCAAAAUAAUUGAUGAUGAAACUUUAACUCUAGAGUCCAACUACAGCAGCACCCCUGGGCACACUGGAGUAAUGGGGGUUUUCUACUUAUUGGUGGCAGAACAACUCCCACAUCAACACUUUACACAUUCCUCUCGUUCUUCUUCAUUCAUUAUGAAUAUAAAUAGUAUAUUUGAAUGAUAGUAACGAGCGACAUGGUAAUAUAAGUGCUGUAUCGUAGAUUCUCAGCCUCAAGUUUGAGAAAUAUAUAGUUAUCAGAUUAUUAGUCAUGUGUUGUUGAUGGUUUGUACUGUUUGUCUUAAACCACUCUUCCUUGUAUGGUUAUGUUAUGUUUGUUAUACAUAGAAUGGUUUUCCUUAUAUGGUUAUCUUAUGUAAAGGUUUAAGGUUAUAAAGCUACUAGCAUAAAUUAAGUUGUUAA